UUUGUAGUUUAUUGUGCUUGAUGACUACCACUGAUGAUAAUAAUAAUAAUUUAAUGGUUAUUUUGAAGAGAAAAAAAACAAAUAAAUUCUUUUUCCAAAUUUUAGGAUCCAAAUACAUGGAUAGAAUCAUUGAAUUCAUUAGAAUAUAAUAAUACAUCGGAUAAUGAGAUUAGACAACAACAGCGUUCAAUAAUGGUGAUGGGAGAAUCGAUUGUUUUAUCGCAACAACAACAACAACAGCCACCACCAAUACCACCACGGAAAGCAUCACCAAUUACAACACCUAAACAUCAAUCAAUAAUUUCAUCACCAUUAAUUCCAUUGAUGAUGUCAAUUAAUAAUGGAUCCAGUAAUCAUCAUCAUCAACAACAAUCUUCAUCUUCAUCAUCUUGUAAACCAGCUAUUAUCAAUAGUAAUAAUGGAAAUACAACAAUUGAUGAUGAUGAUUUUAAAGAUGAUGAAUCAACAACAACGACAACGACAACAUGGUCAAAAACAACAGUAUGGCCUACUACAUUACAAUAAUCAAAAUGAUUAUUCAAAUUCAUAUACAUUCUGCCACCACCACCACCACCACCACCAUUAUU
Molecule: messenger RNA, 587 nt
Organism: Dermatophagoides farinae (American house dust mite)
Lineage: Eukaryota; Metazoa; Arthropoda; Arachnida; Sarcoptiformes; Pyroglyphidae
Source: RefSeq, a predicted model, not a curated record